This is a messenger RNA of Macrosiphum euphorbiae (potato aphid), 1380 nucleotides long. Lineage: Eukaryota; Metazoa; Arthropoda; Insecta; Hemiptera; Aphididae. The record is from the annotation of a GenBank genome assembly.
AUGGACGGCCCUCCACACAUGGGUAAUUUCGAUUUCAUAUUGGACCAUCACCAUCACCAUCACCACGGUCGCACCCUCGAGUCGUCCGUGUCGCCGCCAUCCUCCGUGGUCAUGCAACAGCAACAGCAACAGCAAGCUCUCCAGCAACAGCAACAGCAGCAGCAACAGCAGCAGCAGCAGCCGCCGCUCCCAGGUAAGGCCGAACACAUCAAGCGGCCAAUGAACGCGUUCAUGGUUUGGGCGAAAAUUCAGCGCCGGCUCAUCGCCCACGACAACCCGAAAAUGCAUAAUUCUGAGAUCAGCAAACGUCUGGGCGCUGAGUGGAAGCUGCUCAACGAGACCGAGAAGCGGCCUUACAUCGACGAGGCCAAGCGGCUGCGGGCGCUGCACAUGAAGGAGCACCCAGAUUACAAGUACCGUCCCCGGCGCAAGCCCAAGAUCCAGUUGCAUAAUAAUAACAACAAUAACAACAACAUAAGCGGCGCUCACAACAACAACGGUGGCAUGCUGCACGGGUCAGCCGGCAACAACAACUUGCACCAUCACCAUAGCGCGCAUCAUAAACAGGCGAACUUUCAUAGCUUUCCAGUAGUCUCCGCCGGUGGUGGGCCAGGCGGAGCUUCAAACUUCAAUUUCCCGAUGCCAUACUUCUCGACCGGCCAUCACCCGGCCCUGCACUCCUUCGAUAGUUACUCGUCGGCAGGACUCGUCAGCCCGUACCUGAGCACAGCCAUGCCUUCUUUUGAUCCCCUUCAUCUGUCCAAACUCGUGGCCCAGCAACAGGCCGUCGUGGCACAGUCUGGAGGUGGUGGUUCCCCAUCGCCGUCGUCGCAGAUGGCCGGCACGCCGCCGCCCGUGGACAUCAACGUGGUGAACGGCCUGCAGCAACCGCUCCAACCGCACCUGCACCAGCAGCAACAGCAACAGCACCACUUGCAGUCGCCUCACAACAAGAACGGCGGCGCGGCCGUGGUAAGCUCUUUUUACAAUCAGUUCUAUCAGCCAGGCGCCGGUUCGGGCAAGGCAGGACCGUACCCGCACCAUCCGAUGAGCAUUUUCCCAUCGCCGUUCUCGUUCUACAACAACGGCGGUGGCGCGGGCGCUGGCGCUGUGGACGACCACCACGGCCAGCAGCACCACCACAGCCAGUCGGCCGCCGCAGCCGCUUUCGCCGUCCAGCAGCACCACCACCAACAGUUGCAGUUGCAACAGUUGCAGCAGCAGCACCAACAGCAUCUGCAACAGCAACAACAGCAGCAACAGCAACAGCAACAGCAGCAGCAGCAACAGCAACAGGAGAGACCCGGGUCCACGUCGUCCGACAUGGAAAACGAUCCGACCAGACAAGUUCCUAACGCCGCCAACUCCAACAUUCAUUGA